GGGUGUUUUUUUUCCCCCUUCCCCUCCUUUUUCCCCUGCCCUCUCCUCACUCCCUGGCGCUCUCUCGCUCUAGCUCUCUCUCGCACUCGCUCUCUCUCGCUCUCACCCUCGCUCUGCGUUCUGUCCGGGAGGAGUACCCAGAAGCCAAUAGGAUGCGGGGUCUCUAAUGGAUGCAAAUGAUGGAGAAAAGACGGGGCAAAAUAUGAAACAACUCAUUUGGAGGGAAGUAAAUCACCGAAAACUGUUUAUGAACUGGCAUCCCUUCUUCGAAAUGUAAAGCGAGGACCUCUUUAAGUGGCGGUAUAUUUUUGUUUGGGGGGUGGGGGGUGGGGGGAGGGCGAGCGAGCCGCGGCUGCCAUGCAGGCUUAGACUUUUGCAGGCUUCGCUCUUCUAUUCCUGGAAAUCACAAAAAGUGUAGCGGCUUCGAGAUCUUCUUCGCCUUUUCUUUCUUUUCCUUCCUUCCUUCUCUCUUUUCCCCCCCUCCUCCUCCCUUUUCCUCUCCUUUCCAGGCGAGGGUGACUAGGAGCCGGCGAAUCCGCGUUUUUUUUCUCUCUGUCUCUCUCUCUCUCUCCCUCUCUCUCUCUGUCUCUCUCUCUCUCUCCCUCCCUUUCCCCCUCCCCACCCCCUCCCCAACAGCCCCCAACUACAGCCUGCGCCGCCGCCGCCGCCUCAAAAUUCAAUAAAAUGAGCUCUUAUUUCGUCAACUCACUGUUCUCCAAAUACAAAACCGGGGAGUCCCUGCGCCCCAAUUAUUAUGACUGCGGCUUCGCCCAGGACCUGGGCGGCCGACCCACCGUGGUGUACGGUCCCAGCAGCGGCGGCAGCUUCCAGCACCCGUCGCAAAUCCAGGAGUUCUACCACGGGCCAUCGUCGCUGUCCACGGCUCCCUACCAGCAGAACCCGUGUGCCGUGGCGUGCCACGGGGACCCCGGCAACUUCUACGGCUACGACCCGCUGCAGCGCCAGAGCCUGUUCGGUGCGCAGGAUCCAGACCUGGUGCAGUACGCAGACUGCAAGCUCGCGGCCGCCAGCGGCCUGGGCGAGGAGGCCGAGGGGUCUGAGCAGAGCCCGUCGCCCACACAGCUCUUUCCCUGGAUGCGCCCUCAAGCAGCCGCCGGACGCAGGCGAGGCCGCCAGACCUACAGCCGCUACCAGACCCUGGAGCUGGAGAAGGAGUUCCUAUUUAAUCCCUAUCUGACUCGCAAGCGGAGGAUCGAGGUAUCGCACGCGCUGGGACUAACAGAGAGACAGGUCAAAAUCUGGUUCCAGAACCGGAGGAUGAAGUGGAAAAAAGAGAAUAACAAAGACAAGUUCCCCAGCAGUAAGUGCGAGCAGGAGGAGCUGGAGAAAGAGAAGCUGGAGCGGGCGCCAGAGACCGCCGGCGAGCAGGGCGAUGCGCAGCAGAAGGCCGACAAGAAGUAGGGCUCCAGCUUGGGACUGCUUGGGCCGGGGCUUGCCCGCACGUCCGCCGGUCCCUCCCGCGACCACACCGCCGCCGCCGCCGCCGCCGCCGCCGCCGCCGCCCGCUCCCCCGCCUCCGAGUGCUCCGGCCCCGGCCCGCGAGCGGAGCCAGGAGCUGGGCCUCCCACCGCAGCGUCCCCGCCGCGCCAGUCCCCGCUAGUGGUAGUAUCUCGUAAUAGCUUCUGUGUGUGAGCUACCGUGGAUCUCCUUCCCUUCUCUUGGGGGUCAGGGGGGGGGACAAAAAAAAAAAAGGAUUUUAAACAAGGACUCCCUCGCCUUGCGAGGGUGAGCGACUGCUGCCUGCCAGAGCCCCCCUCGCCCCCACCCCAUGUAAAAAAUCCUCCUUGUGCAAUGGUCUUUUUUUUUUCCUUUGAACGUGAUUCUUUGUAAUGACCAAGGUACCGAUUUCUGCGAAGUUCUCCCAACAACAUGAAACUGCCUAUUCACGCCGUAAUUCUUUCUGUCUCCCUCUCACUUUCUCUCUCUCUCUCUCUCUUUCUCUCUCUCUCUCUUCCACCGCGUCCUCAUCUUUCCUCGCAACCCCGCUCCCCGCUGCCCUCCCUAGCUCGCUGGCUUUCUCUCUUGCUUCUCUCUUUUUCCCUCCUGUCCCCCCCCCCACCUCCUUUGGUUUGACAAUUUUGUCUUAAGUGUUUCUCAAAAGAGAUUACUUUAGUUAGCAUGCGCGCUGUGAGCAAUUGUUAAAAGUGUUCUUAGGUUUGCUGUGAAGAGAAUGUAUCCUGUAUCCGUGAAUUGCUUUAUUGGGGGGAGGGAGGGCUAAUUAUAUAUUUUGUUGUUCCUCUCUAUACUUUGUUCUGUUGUCUGCGCCUGAAAAGGGCGGAAGAGUUACAAUAAAGUUUACAAGCGAGAACCCGA
Messenger RNA from Peromyscus maniculatus bairdii (prairie deer mouse), 2334 nucleotides. RefSeq names its product homeobox B8 (gene Hoxb8). The record is from RefSeq and is a predicted model, not a curated record. Gene Ontology annotation, biological process: regulation of transcription by RNA polymerase II. Gene Ontology annotation, cellular component: nucleus. NCBI's taxonomy places the organism in Eukaryota, Metazoa, Chordata, Mammalia, Rodentia, Cricetidae. Gene Ontology annotation, molecular function: RNA polymerase II transcription regulatory region sequence-specific DNA binding; DNA-binding transcription factor activity, RNA polymerase II-specific.